Loa loa (African eye worm) is the source of this 926-nucleotide messenger RNA. Its product is annotated as heterochromatin protein 1. Bases 17 to 634 code for a protein of 205 amino acids. Gene Ontology annotation, cellular component: pericentric heterochromatin. The transcript is spliced from 5 exons. The record is from RefSeq and is a predicted model, not a curated record. NCBI's taxonomy places the organism in Eukaryota, Metazoa, Nematoda, Chromadorea, Rhabditida, Onchocercidae. Gene Ontology annotation, biological process: chromatin organization; negative regulation of transcription by RNA polymerase II. Gene Ontology annotation, molecular function: chromatin binding.
UUCCAGUGACGAAGAAAUGGAUGAUGAGAGUGUUGGAGAGGGAGAGUAUAUUGUGGAGGCGAUCCUUGGAGAGCGUUACAAUAAGAAGAAGAAAGUAAAGGAGUAUCUACUGAAAUGGAAGGGAUACAGUGACGCGGAGAACACGUGGGAACCUGAAACUAAUCUGGAUUGCGACGAAUUAAUUGCUGAAUUUUAUGCUCAACAAAAAGAAACUUGGGGAAAGCAACGAAGUGAAUUAUGGCAAAACCUGAUGGGCAUUACAAAUUCUAAAUCAAAAUCACGAAAGCCAUUACCCAAAAUAAACUGUCCUGGAAGUCGCAAUCCCAUGUUUGCAAGCUCUGACUGUUAUAUUGCAUCCCAUGUUUCUCGAACUUCUCGACCUGGCUUCGCUUGUUCAACCAUUUCCUUGAAGCAUGCAGCUUCUGAAGAUUUGUGCGAAACAGAAGACUGCGCUUAUUCAAGUGAAAGUGAAGAUGAUGAAGGAAAUCGACAAUUGCGAAGUCGUGUUAUUCAAGUUCCAUCCAAUUUCUUCUUAUUUCACUUAGCCUUUACUUUAUGGAAAGCACGGUUUAGUAUCUGUAUCGAGGUGUUUCCGAAAAUAUCUCGCAUCCAAUUUCAAAUUUUACUUACAUGAUACUUUCUUUAGUGCGUCCGCCUCCUGGUGAAAGUGGAAUGGAAAAAGGUUGGAUGCCAGAAGUGAUCGUCGCAGCUUGCCAACCGGAAGACGAUGUCCCACUUACCUAUAUUGUUAAAUAUAGGCAUAAGAAAAAGUUUGAAAGGGUACCAAGUUCAAUAUGUAUGAAGUACUGGCCACAGUUGGUAAUUAGCUUCUACGAACGUGAGAUACAAGGGAAGGCAAUAACAAUCGAUGAUAAUAACUACUUGCCACUAUGAAUUUUGAUAUUUUCUUGUGUUGCAAACUCAAG